This is a messenger RNA of Synchytrium microbalum, 636 nucleotides long. RefSeq lists its product as uncharacterized. Gene Ontology annotation, biological process: GPI anchor biosynthetic process. The transcript has 5 exons. The coding region runs from base 1 to 636 and encodes 211 amino acids. Gene Ontology annotation, cellular component: endoplasmic reticulum membrane. Lineage: Eukaryota; Fungi; Chytridiomycota; Chytridiomycetes; Synchytriales; Synchytriaceae. The record is from RefSeq and is a predicted model, not a curated record.
AUGCUACAACCACUACCAGUGACAUCACUAGACUUGGUCCUCUUCCUCUACUACAUCCGCGAAUUCCUCAUAUCAGGCCAAAUCGAAUCAUUCUACACGUUGACUUUAUCCUUCUACACGACACGAAUCGUCGCCAUUGGAUACCUAAAGUACACGAAUGAUACAAGUAAAGGAAAUGCUGCCAAUUCGACGCGUUUCUUUCUGGGAAAGACAAUCCAAGACUCAACAUGGCAUAUGAUUACAAGCGCAGUCUACUCUACUGCAACGACUUUUACGGGGAUUUGUGGAUUGGUGAUGCUAUUAGUGGUGUUUGGACUGCCUCUAUUCGAUCAAGUUGAAGCUACGUGGUUGGCAAGCUGUUUCGUCGGUUCACUUGUGAUACUUCCUGCAUCCAACAUUCUGGGGAUUAAUGAAGCUGCUUGGACGAGAUUUCUUACAUUAAAACCUGAAACACCAGAAGAAAAAGAAUUAUUGCACACACUGUUCGCAUGUCUUGGUGGAAUGUGGGUUGGAGGUUUGGCUACUCCAUUAGACUGGAAUCAAGCAUGGCAGAUAUGGCCCGCACCAACAUUUAUCGGCAGUUUUGUCGGAUACAGCAUCGCAACAUUGUCAACACUAUCAACACUCAAAGUUUAA